CAGGGGGCUUCCCGUUGGUGGGAACACGUGGAGGAAAGAGAGAAACAUGGAACCGGACGCGAGUGUGAGUCAGGAAUCUCUCGGAAUUCUCCUCGCUACCGUCCUGCUUGGAGCAUGCAUCCUCUUCCUCUAUAUCCGCAAGCUCCUCGGCUCUGCGUCAAAAACCGACGAAAGUCAAGGAGAUCAGCAAAGUGCAGCUCAAGGAAAAGAUCCUGUGACCUAUGGGCAAGCAGACAGUCAGAAAAGCAAGAAGAGAUUAGAGAAGUCGUCCAGGGAAACCAAGUCCACAUUUUCUCAUUCCUGGCUCUUUACAUCUUUGAAGGGGCAUAUAGGACGGGUGUUGGACCUUGAUUUCAGUCCUAACGGGAAGUGGAUUGCCACUUGUGCUGAUGAUAUGACUGCAGAAUCAGGCAGAGUGGAGGUCCAGUCAAGCUCAAGAGACAGGGAGCAGACAAUAACCACACGUGAGCCAGGAAGGAAGAAACAGAAGCGUAAGAGAGCCAAGCAGAAACAAGACAGUGAAAUGAAAAAGGAAGUCCAUCUCUCAUGUCCUGCUUUUAGAGCAAAGCCCAUGCAAGAGCAAACCCUGAAAAUGUACCAGACAUUACACUGCACAAAUGGCCAGCUGUACAAUUUGAUGAAGAAUUAUCUGGUGAAAUCCCAACAACUUCAAGUCCUUGGCUUUCCGUUUCGAGGCUGUCAGAAUCCUAAAGAUGCAUAUGUGUACAUUGUGCAUAAGAAAAAAGUAGCCAGUGCUCCAGCUGAAGACUCAGAUUCAGAAUUUAGUGCAAGCAGUGACAUAAAGAGUGAAUCCCUUGCUGCAGAUGCAUUGGCAGAACUGUCAUCUGCACUGAAGAGUCCCCAAUCUUCUGAAUCUUCCACAGAGAAACUGUGCGUUCGUUGUCACAUGCCAUUCCAUGUCACAUCCAAAGGUGAAUACAUCACUCAUGACCCCUGUGUGUACCACUGGGGACGUUUGAUGAAUGCAGACCGCAGGGGAUAUGCUCCUCGGUUUUAUUCAUGUUGCAAGGGGGGUGUGUCCAGUGAAGGUUGUGCCCAGUGUGAUCUUCAUGUGUGGACUGGGAUUCAGCCUGGUCUCAAUGGACCAUAUGAUGGCUUUGUGUCAACACAGCCAGCACGUUUCAUCCCAGCUGAUGGAAACUAUGGCAUUUAUGCUCUUGACUGUGAGAUGUACUUUACAGCCAAGGGCCUCCAGCUGGCCAAAGUCACUGUGUUGGAUCUGAGGGGGAAGUUGGUUUACGAGAAACUGGUGUGUUCUGAUGACUAUGUUGUUGACUACAACACCCGUUUCUCAGGCAUUACUGCUAGACAUCUUGAAGGUGUGACUCAAACCUUGGAAGACAUUCAACAAGAACUGCUGACCUUCAUCCAUGCAGAGUCCAUUCUUAUUGGACAUGGAGUUGAAAAUGAUCUCCGUGCCCUUAGGGUGAUCCACAAUAAUGUUGUGGAUACAUCUAUGCUAUUUCCACACUUCUUGGGCUUCCCAUACCGUCGCUCAUUGAAGUCACUGGCAAGAAGUGUACUGAGGAAAAAGAUUCAGGCAAAUAGUGAAGGCCAUGACAGCCAUGAAGAUGCACUCAUCAGCCUGGAACUUGUAUUGUCCCAGUUGAGAUCUGACCUACUUACAUCAAGAUCUCCCCAGACUUCACUGUUACCUGUGAAUCAUCAGGCUACCCCUACCAUUGCACAGGACCUGGACCAGAAAGAUCAUAAGAGCAUUCGUGCCAAUGUGGAGUAUGACCAUGCAGUCAAGGUCAAGUGGAGUCCAGACUCCAAAGCCUUCAUCGUUUUCAAGGCCCAGGAAGGAGUUGUUGAGGUCUACAAGGUCAGCAAGAAACCCGAUAGCAAGCUUGGAGACUUCCAAGUGGCUCUUACUUUUCCUAAGAAGCAUGAAGGAGACUGUGUUGGUCUGGGCAUAGCCUGUGAUGGCAAGUACAUCAUGACCUGUUCCAACCGGAAUGACCUUGUUAUCUGGGAUCUGAAGGGAGAAGUCUUGGCCCAACAGGACACUCAUCAGGUUGACACCUACUCAGCUCUCAUUUCACCAUGUGGACGAUUUGUUGCCACCUCUGGCUUCACACCUGAUGUGAAGGUGUGGGAGGUGAAGUUCACACGUACAGGUGAAUUCAGUGGCCUUGUGAGAGCAUUUGAGUUGAAGGGACAUAAUUCUGGUGUUUACUCCUUUGGAUUUAACACCGACUCAACCAAAGCUGCUACAGUGUCAAAGGAUGGCACCUGGAAACUCUACGAUACCAACAUUGAGUAUGAGAAGGGUCAAGAACCGCAUCUGAUCUCAACCAACAAGUAUGAGAGUCAGCCAGGCGAGAAAACAUUAUUGGCAUUGAGUCCUGAUGGCCGAACGGUGGCCAUCACUUCAGGCAAUGAUCUGCUUCUUUUCUCGGCCAUCUCAGGGAAUCUUGAAAAGCGCAUCUCCAACAUUCACACAGGUGGGAUCAUGGCAGUGAUGUUUGAUCCCUCCAACAAACUGGUGCUGACUGCUGGGGACAGACAGGUGCGGAUGUUCCAUAACGUGGUUGGGUACAAGGCAACCAUAGAAGAGCUGGAGGGGAAAAGGAAGACUGCAACCACUGUUGCCAUGAGGGAGAGGAUCAUACAGCAGAUAUCAGAAGCGAAGGCUUUCCUCCAAUCUCUCCAAUGACUCCCACCGCUUCCAUCAUUUGCCUGUGUUCCAAGAGGAAUACAUUUUUUAGGCGGCAUAGCCUAUGACGCUAUGACCCCCAGAAUUUAUUUCUUGUUUUUGACUCCACUUCCACACAUUGCCUGUUUCAUCUCCCAAAGAAUAACGGAUUGGCAAAUUAGGUUCUGAGCACUGGACAGAAUUAUAAAAAUAAAUAGUAAAGUGUGCACAAAAGGUGCUAUGGGGUGGAUGAGGGAGAAGAGUAAGAGAUAGAAACCAAACAGUAGCGAGCCUUCUGCAUAGGGCGCCUAAAACCUUUAUCCAGCCCUGAAAAAAAAAGUUUAUUACGCAGUUAAUACUUUGCCUACUAUUUAACACCUAAGUAAACAGAAACAAAGUUUUUGUGUACGAGAUGAAGC
Darwinula stevensoni is the source of this 3078-nucleotide messenger RNA. The record is from the annotation of a GenBank genome assembly. Lineage: Eukaryota; Metazoa; Arthropoda; Ostracoda; Podocopida; Darwinulidae.